This is a messenger RNA of Daphnia pulicaria, 924 nucleotides long. RefSeq names its product ovomucoid-like. The record is from RefSeq and is a predicted model, not a curated record. The transcript is spliced from 5 exons. NCBI's taxonomy places the organism in Eukaryota, Metazoa, Arthropoda, Branchiopoda, Diplostraca, Daphniidae. Bases 58 to 702 code for a protein of 214 amino acids. Gene Ontology annotation, molecular function: protein binding.
ACAGUAUUUCUUAUGUAAUUCUUUUUUUUUAUUUGUCCAUAAUUACUGAUCCUGUGGAUGACCUUAAAAAUGCAUUCAACAGCUGUAUCAAUGAAUCGUUUAAGCUUUGUUCUGCUUCUCGUCGCACUUACCUUGAUUGUUCUGGUGAGCAGCAGCCCAUCAGGUGUUCAAGGAGUUCAACAAGAAAGCCCACAACAAACUGACCGGCCACAGUGUGUCUGUAGUAGACAAUGGGCCCCAGUUUGCGGAACAGAUGGAAAGACUUACGAAAACGAAGGAUGUUUGAGAGUUCAAACUACGAAAUGCGGAACUGAGCAAUCGUUGGUUAGUGAGGCUUAUGAAGGUGAAUGUCAACAAUCAAAUUUAGCUGCGAUUGGUGAACAACUGUGUACCUGCAUCUUCGUGUGUUCCAUCUGUGUGAAUCUCUUUGUAAAUUUUAUGAAAAUUAACCGAUUCAGCGCAGCUCUUCUUCUCAUCUCAUUUGUCGCUUUGAUUUUGAUUAGCUCUGGCGUCCAAGGAAUUCCACAAGACCAGGAUCCUAGCUGCAACUGCAAGAAAAAUUACGCCCCAGUAUGCGGAACAGACGGGAAAACUUACUCUAACGAAUGCGUAUUGAGUGUCGAGACUAAAGGUAUAUGUGGAAAGACUAAAUCGUCCAUAACAAAGGCUUAUGACGGUGCAUGCAAAGAAGCGAGCCCAUAAAAUGGCGGAGACAAAAUUAUUUUCACUAAAUAGUAACUCCAAAAUUAUAGUGAUCCCCUCUUAUUCAUUAUUGAUUUCAAAUACGAACAAUGGUUUUAGUACGUUUUCGGCACGCUAUCUUAUUAUGAUGACCAGUGGGCUUAUAUAUACUUGUGCUAUUUGCUGUGCAAUCCCACUCAUUGUAUACAGGCUUUUAAAUACAUCUAAAAUUAUAUUGAUUAA